Darwinula stevensoni is the source of this 546-nucleotide messenger RNA. NCBI's taxonomy places the organism in Eukaryota, Metazoa, Arthropoda, Ostracoda, Podocopida, Darwinulidae. The record is from the annotation of a GenBank genome assembly.
UUUUGUCCAAUCUGAACAGGUGAUCUAGCCUCGUUAGGCUUCUCUGAGUAGACGUUUCGGUGGGUAUAGAGAAAGGUGAACGAGAAUGCUGGGCGGACACUUUGGUUCCUUGGUCAGGAGGAUGCCGCAGCUUACCAGGGGAUUAGCGUCUUCUGCCAAUCAACCACAUGCUGCUCAUGAAGCGGGCAUGCGCAUGUGGAGGCAAUUGAGCAUAUUUGUUGCUCUGCCAGCUGUAGGUCUGUGUAUGUUGAAUGCAUACCUGGGUAUUCGGGAUCAUCCGCACGCAAGACCAGAAUUUGUGCCAUAUGAACACAUGCGCAUUCGCAGCAAGAGGUUUCCCUGGGGUGAUGGCAACAAGUCCCUUUUCCACAACCCGCACAUGAAUGCCCUUCCCGAUGGAUACGAAGAGGGCGACGACCACCACCAUCAUUAGAGGUCCAAGUUGUGCAAUAUGUAGAAUCCAAGAUUACUAAAGCUCUUGUAUGCAUGAUGGCAGUUCAAUUUCUCCGAGUCUUCUGUGAGAUACAAUAAAGAAAUUUCCUUGUA